Molecule: messenger RNA, 1799 nt
Organism: Rhizophagus irregularis DAOM 181602=DAOM 197198
Lineage: Eukaryota; Fungi; Glomeromycota; Glomeromycetes; Glomerales; Glomeraceae
Molecular function (GO): ATP hydrolysis activity
Source: RefSeq, a predicted model, not a curated record
AAUCAUUUUUCACCAAUUCUUAUUAGUUAUAAUUUUCAAAAUAAAAUUAUUAAAAACACGCAAUUUAGAAUGAAUUCAUCAUUGAUUAUUAACGUUACCCCUAAAAAAAAUGAUUUUAUUUCGUUUAAUGGUUCAUUUAAAAUUAAUUUUAUUCAACAACAGAAAAGAUUUUAUAAUGAGAAUACGAAUGCUUCUAGUGUUUGGGAUCCUUAUCCAGUACCAACAAAUCCUUUAAUUGAUAAAUCUGCAGAAACUGCACUUGAUGAAGCGAAUUAUAAAAAAUCUCGUCCUCAAGGUGGUCAAAGUCCACCAUCAUUACAUCAAGUAAAUCAGUCAGGACGUAAAAAAUAUAAGAUUAAUAUUUCUGAUUUAUUUUCUCCUCGUGUAAGAGAUGCUGUAUUAACCACAGUUAUGGGUAUAGCUGCUGUUGGAUUUGGUGGUGUAGUGUACCAUACUUGGUAUGAAUGGCACGAAGUUCAUAAAGUAUUAAAAUCAUUUUUAAAACCUGCCUAUCUUUUAAAAUCAAAAAUAAAAGAAGUCUAUUUUGCGAGAGAAGAAUAUCAAAAAAUCUUUAGUGUGGUAGCAGGUGAUACAAAAGGAAAAUAUUAUUUAUUAGUCGGCGAAAAUGGUACUGGAAAAACUCAAUUAGUAUUAAGGGCUAUGGAUAUCAUAAAUCAUUAUGGUGUCGUAUUUUGUGAAGCUCAUUCGGAUACUGAAAUUUUUAAAACAAGAUUAGGUAGAGCGUUAAAUUAUACUUUUAGAGAAGAUUACAUCGGUGGUUUGUUUGCAAGGGAGGCUCCUGAAAGAGGUUCUGCGUUACUUGAUGUUGAAAAAGCUUUGAAUAUGGUGGAAGAAGUUGCUUAUAAACAUAAACUUCGUCAUGGUCGACCAUUUGUUCUUAUAAUUAAUAAUAUUCAUAAUUUUAAAGAUGAUGAAGAUGGAUGUGAUUUGUUAGAACUUUUACAACAACGUGCUGAAGCUUGGGCUUCUAGUGGUUUUGUUACAAUGAUUUUCAAUACAGAUGAUUAUAGUGUAUACGAGAGAAUGAAAAUGGAUGCAUCUCAUAUGGAAACAAUUAGAGUUCAUGAUUUAGAAAUUGAUGAUGCUAUGAAGUAUUUAAAGGACAAACGUCGUGGUCGUGAAUCAGACGAAGUUUUAAUGCAUAUCGUGAAAGAUCGUAUUGGUGGGCGUCUCUCCCAUCUUAGUCGUUUGACUAAAGAACCUGAUGUUGAUAUUUUCGAGGCUGUAAAUCAACUUGAAGAUGAAGAAGAAACUUGGUUAAUUAAUACUAUAGGUCUCAUACCAAAUUUUGAUGGACCAGAAUACGAAUCACAAAAAUAUGCUUUAGCAGCAUGGAAACUUAUUAAAGAAUUGAUAAAAUCACCAACAAAAUCUGUCACAUUAAGUAUGGGAAGGGAUAUAACUGGUAAUCCAAGGUAUUUGAAAAAAUUGGAUCAUGAUGGUGUUAUUUUAAUUGAUACUGAAAAUCAUAUUAAACCUGAUUCACAAAUAUCAAUAAAUUUUUUUGAGAAAAUUGUUAAAUCUAAAGGUUUUGAAGAAAAAUUGGCUAAAGUUGAAAAAAGAUUAGAACAAGUUGAAAGGGAAGAAAGAACAAGAGAAUUAAUUUGGAGUAAUAAAAAUAAGAGAUCUUGGUGGAUUUAGAAAAAAGUUAUAUUGAUAUAUUUUAAUAUGUAGUAGUAGUGUAGUACAUAAUAUAUAGUGUAUAUUAUAAAUAUGAAUAUUAUCUUGAAAAUAAAUGUAAUUUUAUAAAUCAUUUUCCUUAAAAUAUACUUCUUUUU